GAUCGAACCGGUUCAUUUGAAUUUCACUCCCACUUUGAAGUCUUCACGUCCCUCCAUUAUCUCUCCAAAUUCCCUCUCUCAAUUUCUAGGGUUUUCUUGAGAAUUUUUUGCAACAAUGUCAGCUUCCACAGUAUCCAUCACAGCCAAUCCAGCCUCGGGUUCAGCCCGUCGCCGAGCCGUCGAGAAGAAACAGCCCUCCGAUUUAGCCGAUUCCAACUUAGCGACCGCCGCUGCUGCCGCCGCGGCCGAUCCAAUUUCAACCCCCAACAUUUCCUUCAGAAGCGACGGCCGAGAUGCGAUUCAAGUGGUGAAAAAACCAUUGCCCAAUACAAAUGCUCCCACAUCCUCUACUCGCCGUGCUAGCGGCUCAGCAGCAGCAGCAAAGAAACCCUCGAAACCGCCUAAGCCUAGGUGGUUGACUGUGGUUAGUGUAUUCACUAAGAAUUUGUUGCUGCUGCUUGUUUUAGUUGGUUUAAUUCAGAUGGUCCGUAGACUUGUUAUGAAUUCGAAUAAUGUUAACGACUCUGAUGGUCUCGCUGUAAUUUCUGGGGAUUUUGAGGGAAAAUUCGCUGAAAUGGAGUCGUUUGUUAAGAAAACUACGAAAAUGAUGCAAGUGCAAAUCGAAGUAAUUGAUCGAAAACUCGAUUCAGGAAUUAGGAGUGUGAGGGAUGAGUUGAGUGUGAAGGUGGCUGAGAAAGGGGAGGAAUUGGAGUUGAAGUUGAAGGAAGUGAGUGGCAGAACUGAAAAUUUGGAGAAGUUGAUGAGUGAAUUUAGAGAGAAAGACUGGGUGUCCAAGGACGAGCUGGAUAAUUUAUUUGAGGAGUAUAGGAAGACUAAAGGUGACACGGAAUUUGAUGAUAAGAGUUUGGAUGAAUUUCGGGCAUAUGCGAGAGAGGUAGUGGAAAAAGAGAUAGAGAAACAUGCUGCUGAUGGAUUAGGGAGGGUGGAUUAUGCAUUGGCUUCGGGUGGUGGUCACGUAGUGAAGCAUUCAGAGCCAUUUAUUACUAAGUCUGGUGGUGGUGAUGUCUGGAGUUUGUUAAACCGGAAUGCAGUUAGUAAUGAUGCUCAGAGGAUUCUUACACCCAGCUUUGGAGAACCUGGUCAGUGUUUUCCCCUUAAAGGGGAUAGGGGGUUUGUCCAGAUCCGGCUCCGGACAUCCAUUAUACCCGAAGCUGUCACCCUGGAACAUGUUGCAAAGAGUGUUGCUUACGAUAGGUCCAGUGCUCCGAAGAACUGCAGGAUAUCCGGAUGGCUUCAUGAUAAAAAAGAGACUGAUCUAGCAGCUGAUAGCGAGAAGAUGUUCCUUUUGACGGAGUUCAUAUAUGAUCUUGACAAGAGCAAUGCUCAGACUUUCAAUGUUUUAGAAUCUGCAGGCUCUAGUGCCAUUGACACAAUCCGGUUUGAUUUUACAUCCAACCAUGGGAUGCCGCACACAUGCAUUUAUAGGUUGAGGGUACAUGGCCGUGAACCAAACUCUUUGGUAAUGCAGUCUUGAUGGUAAAAUAAUUUAAAUUAUUUUGACAUUCCUCUCCUUAACAAUGUAGUGCUUUUGUGUCUCUGGUAGAACUCAAUCCGACGUGUGAGUUGUAAUCUUUUGGCUAAGUAUGGAUUUUAAGAUCCUUCUCCUGUCAUUGACCAGUACUGAGUUGGGGCUAGGUGUAAAAAUGUCUUGUUCCUUUCAGCUACCGAACUGUAAAAUUGAAUGAUUUGAUUCCCUUGUAUCUUUUUUUCUUUUUUCUUUUUUCUUUUUUGGGGAAAUGAGAUUCCCUUGUUAUGGUGAUGUAAAGAUUAUGACAAUCGUGUAAACCCCAUCAUUUUUGUACUUGUUUUCUCGACAAUCUUGCUUUUAGA
This is a messenger RNA of Nicotiana tabacum (common tobacco), 1851 nucleotides long. Its product is annotated as SUN domain-containing protein 1-like. Gene Ontology annotation, molecular function: protein-membrane adaptor activity. NCBI's taxonomy places the organism in Eukaryota, Viridiplantae, Streptophyta, Magnoliopsida, Solanales, Solanaceae. The record is from RefSeq and is a predicted model, not a curated record. Gene Ontology annotation, cellular component: nuclear envelope.